GCAGGGAGCCCGAUGCGGGACUCAAUCCCAGGACCCUGGGAUCAUGACCUGAGCCGGAAGGCAGACACUUAACCAUCUGAGCCACCCAGGCGCCCAAUACCUCAGCUUUCUAAGGCAUUUUUAUGCAAAAAGCAGAAAGCAAAAUGGUUAAGAGUCAAGAGGCUUUACUUAACAUUCCAACCUAGGAUUGUGGCCAAGUUCUACCAAUGAUUAAAUAGGUAUUUCCGGGCUAAUGGCUUAAUAUGUGGCUCAAUUCUUUAUUUGUAAUAUAAGGUUAUAAUAAAUAGCACAGAAUUGUAGUAACACAUAAAUUAUAAAAAACAUGCAUGCCAUUUUAAAUGGUGCCUAGCACAUAGAAAGCCUUUAAUAAAUGGACCACUGCUCUGAUUUCUAACAGUGUAGAUUAACUUUACCUACUUUUUAAUCAGAUAGUAUAUAUUCUUUUGUGCCAGUCUUUUUCUAUCACUCUGCAUUAUGUUUCUGAGCUUCAACUGUGCUAUUGUAUGCCGCAAUAAUUUGUGCAUUUUCAUGGAUGUAUAGAUUUCAAUUGUGUUAAUAUUUACUUAUCUAUUUAUUUAUCUAUUUACUUCCCUAUUCUACUACAAGUGCUCAUUCCACUUGGGGGAUAGUACAAAUAACGCUACUAUGAAUAUCCUAAUUCUAACCCAUGUCUUUCGUAGCACUUGUACGUACUUCUGUUGACCAUAUACCUAGAAAUGGAAUUGCUGAACCACAGGGUAUACAAACAAAGGCAUGGUAAAAAGAGAUGUUAAUCUCUGUGAAAACAAAGCCUUCUAUGUUCAUGUGUGCACCAAUCUCCUGAGUUUUGUGAAGAAAAACAAAAUGGGGACAACACUCUGUGGAUGCUGAGGGAUGACCCGGUUGGUCCCUGAGGGUUCUUCAUCAGCAUUCUGUGAUAAUAAGAACGUGGACUUCUGCUCAUUAAAAUCCACUGGCCAUUGUGACUAACUGUCAGGAGGCUGGAUUCUGACUUCCAACCAUUGAUAUCUUUGUGAAAAUUGGUCUACAUCCACCCUUUAAAAGCACCAAUGAAUGCAUCAAAGCUUUUGAAAGCGAAGAAAAGUGGACACAUUUUAAUAAAAAAGAUGUUAAAAACAAACUGGAAGGAGACAAAACUGACCUUGCUAUUUACCUCCUAAGAACAAAUGUAGUUCCCACCUUCAUACGAGAAAAUGAACAGCACGUGUAUUGAAGAACAGCACGACCUGGAUCACUAUUUAUUUCCGAUUGUUUACAUCUUUGUGGUCAUAGUCAGUGUCCCAGCCAACAUCGGAUCUCUAUGUGUGUCUUUUCUGCAAGCAAAGAAGGAGAAUGAGCUAGGAAUUUACCUCUUCAGUUUAUCACUCUCAGAUCUGCUCUACACAUUAACUCUCCCUCUAUGGAUUGAUUACACUUGGAAUAAUGACAACUGGACCUUCUCUCCUGCCUUGUGCAAGGGGAGCGCAUUCUUCAUGUACAUGAACUUUUACAGCAGCACGGCCUUCCUCACCUGCAUCGCCGUCGAUCGGUACUUAGCUGUGGUCCACCCUUUGAGGUUUUCUUUUUUAAGGACAAGAAGAUUUGCCUUCAUGGUCAGCCUAUCCAUCUGGGUAUUGGAAACCAUGUUCAAUGGUAUUAUUCUGUGGGAAGAUGAAACAACUAUAGAAUAUUGUGAUGCCAAGAAGUCUAAUUUUACCUUAUGCUAUGACAAGUACCCCCUGGAGAAGUGGCAAAUCCGUUUCAACUUCUUUAGGACAUGUACAGGUUAUGCAAUACCGUUGGUCAUUAUCAUGAUUUCCAACCAGAAGGUCUACCAAGCCGUGCAGCAUAAUCAAGCCACGGAAAACAGUGAAAAGAAGAGAAUCAUAAAACUCCUUGUUAGCAUCACAUUGACUUUUGUCUUGUGCUUUACUCCCUUUCAUGUGUUGCUGCUGAUUCGCAGCAUCUUAGAGCAUGAUGGGAACUUCAGUGAACUUAUUUUUAAAGACCACAAGUCUGGGAAGCAGAUUUAUAAAAUGUAUAGAAUCACGGUUGCAUUAACAAGUUUAAAUUGUGUUGCAGAUCCAAUUCUGUACUGUUUUGUCACUGAAACAGGAAGAUCUGAUAUGUGGAAUAUAUUAAAAUUCUGUACUGGGAAGCUUAAUAACUCAAAAGGGCAAAGAAAAAACAUACUUUCAGUGUCUACCAGAGACACUGUGGAAUUAGAAAUCCUGGAAUAGAAGCAAAGAAUUUUUUUAAGGUACACAGUAUCAUAUCAUCAAGAUUACAUUUAGAAGAGGAAAUCAAGCAUGGGAGGGGAUGAAGUGUUCCAAUUGAAUAUUUUAAUCCUCUUCAAUGAAAAUCUUUUAGAAGUGUAUUGUAUGGUUCCCUGACUUUUAUUAAAUUGAAUAUUAAACAAAAUUUGAUAUUAUCCUAAUGACUCUAGAUCAUUAUUAUCGAUGGCAAUUGGUUUGUUUUGUUUUGUUUUGUUUUGUUUUUUUAUCCAUGCUAUAACCUUUUAGAGGUUAGUAGAUGUAUGGAACUCUGUGUCCUUGAUUCAGUGAGCUUCGUGUCUGGUUUUCAUGAUUUUUGUCACUCUUUCAUGGAUUUCAGACCACCAACUAUCACUUUUCUAAACUGUAUGUAUCUGUCUCCAACAACCCUAACUACUACAUACUGCUUCUAAUCUUCUCAUUAGGUAACAAAUAUUUAUUGAGCCCCCCCUAUGUACUAGGCUUUGUGUUAAGUACUGGGGUUACAAAAGAAAUGGUCUCAUGAAGUCUUAUGAAGCUUACAUCAGUUUGGAAACCUGGUAAGACCUUUUAUAAAGAAAAAGUAAAUAGGAGUCUGAAGGCCUCUUCCGUGAUAUAAAGCUCUGAGCCACAUGAAUGCUCUUUC
Mirounga angustirostris (Northern elephant seal) is the source of this 2877-nucleotide messenger RNA. RefSeq names its product G protein-coupled receptor 65 (gene GPR65). The transcript has 2 exons. The coding region runs from base 1194 to 2219 and encodes 341 amino acids. The record is from RefSeq and is a predicted model, not a curated record. Gene Ontology annotation, cellular component: membrane. NCBI's taxonomy places the organism in Eukaryota, Metazoa, Chordata, Mammalia, Carnivora, Phocidae. Gene Ontology annotation, molecular function: G protein-coupled receptor activity. Gene Ontology annotation, biological process: G protein-coupled receptor signaling pathway.